Populus nigra (black poplar) is the source of this 1553-nucleotide messenger RNA. Its product is annotated as elongation of fatty acids protein 3-like. The transcript has a single exon. Gene Ontology annotation, cellular component: endoplasmic reticulum membrane. Gene Ontology annotation, biological process: sphingolipid biosynthetic process; fatty acid elongation, polyunsaturated fatty acid; very long-chain fatty acid biosynthetic process. The record is from RefSeq and is a predicted model, not a curated record. Gene Ontology annotation, molecular function: fatty acid elongase activity. NCBI's taxonomy places the organism in Eukaryota, Viridiplantae, Streptophyta, Magnoliopsida, Malpighiales, Salicaceae. Bases 436 to 1347 code for a protein of 303 amino acids.
UAUACUUUAGAGAAACAGGGAAAUCCAUAACAUAAACACAAAUCUCGACGACCCAGGAUCACCAUGCCAAUAAUUGAGAAAAGUCUGUGUUAAGAAAUCUCCCAACUUUUCUUUUUCGGUCAUCACUAUAUAUAUCAUACGCCGCCGAAUGACGGUGUCGAGAUUACAGUAGCCGUUGUCCAAAUAUUUGUAACCGUUGUUCAUCUCCACCUUCCAUCUUCGCUGCCAGUAAAUGUAGCAGCACAUAAAGCUCAACCCAAUUGUCUUCUUCUUUCUCCAUUUCGAUUUAUGACCGGUCUCCAACAAUACCAAGAAAAUUCUCAGCUUGAAAAAACCUUAACUUUCCCGUCACCAGGUUCACAAUUUUCCAGGGUUUUCUAACAGCACAAGUUUUCAUGUCAUCUGAUUGACAAUUCUCCAGGGUUGUAAUCAAACAUGAGACUAUCUAUAAUACAGAGCACCAAAUAUUGGCUAUCAGAGCACCCAUCGAUUGUUAACUUCCGAUGGAGCCCAACCGAAUCAUGGGGUUCCACGUGGUCUUUUCUCUUCUCCGCCAUCACCAUCUACCUCAUUUCUGCCGUCAUCCUCCACGUUGUGGUCUCCUUAAUUCUCCGCACUAACCGACGUCUCCCACUUGGCCCAAUCCCAGCAAUACACUGCCUGGCAGUGGCGAUGGCAUCGGUUGUGAUUUUUGUUGGCAUUCUUCUUUCAACCGCUGCUGAGAUUCGUGACACGCGCUGGUUCUGGCGGCGCACCAAGACCACCACGGCUUUCCAGUGGCUCCUCUGUUUCCCUCUCGGCACCCGACCCUCUGGCCGCGUCUUCUUCUGGUCCUACAUUUUCUACCUCUCUCGAUUCCUUCAUUUAUUACGUACUUUUUUAACAGUCCUCGAACACCGCAAACUCACUUUCUUUACCUUGUUCAAUCAAUCCAUUCUUUUGUUCAUGUCAUUUCUUUGGCUUGAAUUUUCUCAGUCUUUUCAAGUCUUGGCUAUCCUUUUAACAACGUUGUUGUACUCUGUCGUUUAUGGGUACCGGUUUUGGAUAGCAAUUGGGCUUCCAAGGGCUUGUUUCCCUUUUGUAGUGAGGUGUCAGGUUGUGUUGUUGGGUUGCAAUUUGGUUUGCCAUUUUGGGGUGCUUUCGUUGCAUAUAUUGAAAGGAGGGUGCAAUGGAAUUGGAGCUUGGGGGUUUAAUUCUAUGCUGAAUGCUGUGAUUUUGUUGUUGUUUUUGAAGUUUUAUCUGAAGAUGUAUUCGAACAAGAGAAAGGGCGAUUCCUUGAGUGAACUUAAGGGUUCUUCAAGGCAUUUGCAUUCUGGCUUGGAGAAGCGGGACAGUAAGGGUAGUUGAUGGAUUGAGAUUAACGAGUCUCCCCUUAGCUUACUUUUUGCUUCUCUCUUGUUUCAGUUCUUGAGUUUUUGUUCUCUGAUUAUUCAGACAAAAGUGUAAUUGUGCUAAGUACUAAAGUGUAUGUGAUCGGAUUCAUGUUAGAGGCUUUUUCUUGUAAUUGCUUAUUUAUAUUUAGUCUAGUUGGUACUUUUUAGUUGCAGAGAAAA